GGAUAUCAACCACCUCUAAUCGAGGAAGCAGCAGAAGAAGAACAGGCGCAGUGCUAGCAGCGUACACCAGAUAGCAGGUAGAAGUUGUUAAAGUGCACAAUGACUCGCCAUGGGAAGAACUGCACGGCCGGAGCCGUCUACACAUACCACGAGAAGAAGAAGGACACCGCGGCAUCUGGUUAUGGGACGCAGAGCAUCCGACUGGGCAAAGACGCCAUCAAAGAUUUUGACUGCUGCUGCCUGUCUCUCCAGCCCUGCCAGGACCCUGUGGUGACUCCAGAUGGGUACUUGUAUGAAAAACAGGCCAUUCUGGAAUACAUACUUCACCAGAAGAUGGAAAUUGCCAAAAAAAUGAAGGCCUAUGAGAAGCAGAAGCAGGCUCAGAAGAAUGACAGCCAGCUGGAGUCCAAGUCAGAGGAAAGAGAGAGAGUGGAGAGGUUCAAAACCAAGGAGAACAGCAUCGUGUCCAAACCCAUCAACCCGUUCACCUCGGGCCAGGCCAAAGACGGUGAAGCACAAAGAGCAGGUGAGGGCUCGGCUAGCAGCUCCACUGCCGGCAGCUCAGCAGCUCCGGCCACCUCCAGCCAGGCCUUACCCAGCUUCUGGAUCCCCUCUCUGACACCCGAGGCCAAGCCCACCCUGCUCAAGAAACCAAGUAAGGUUGUGUCUUGUCCCAUGUCAGGACGACCCAUUAAGAUGAAUGAGCUGAUCACAGUGCGCUUCACUCCCCUGGACCCCAGCCUGGACCGAGUUGCCCUGCUUACCCGCCAGGACAGGUAUGUGUGUGCAGUAACCAAAGACACACUGGGCAACAGCGUUCCCUGCGCCGUUCUCCGACCCUCGGGCGCAGUGGUGACUCAGGAGUGUGUGGAGAAGCUGAUCAGGAAAGACAUGAUGGAUCCUGUGACCGGAGACAAACUGUCCGACAGAGACAUCAUACCACUGCAACGGGGAGGAACCGGAUUUGCCGGCUCCGGGGUCAGACUUGCCGCCAAAGAGGCUCGGCCGGUGAUGCAAGUGUGAGAGGACGGAGGAGCCGAGGCAUGGGAAGUGUUGGCAGGAGCCCACUUCAGAGGGCAGGGAGAGCUCACAACAGUCAUACCUUGUGUGGUUGUGUGCAGUGUAAUACCUGAACACUUAUCCAAGCACCGCCUAAAAAAACUCCUAAAGCAUUGUACACUGUUACACCGCUAAAUCCAGCUAUUGAUGAUGUACCUGGCAUUCCUAGGCUGGUGUAUUUACUUUUUUAUUGUUUCUGAGGAUGACAGGAAGAGGCAGAGAUGCCAGUGCCCUCUUCAACCGCGGUUUUAUAAUUUGAACAACCAGGUACAGUGCAAGGCAAUGUUUUUCUCUCCUCUCUUCUGCGGGUUGUCAAAAGGUAGGUUGAAGCAAACACCAAACAGGUGGGACUGCAACAUCACAAAACUCCUGGAAUGGACUUUAAAUUCCAAAUUAAUAAUGUAUAACAGUAUGAGUAUCUGAGGAUUUAUGCGUCCUUUAGUGCAGAAUAAAACAAACACUUGGCGCUGCGUUCUAGCCAGAUUAUUAUACAGAUUAGUGUGUUUGGGUGAUUUAUGCCUGGAAAAAUACACAUGAAGAAAUCAGCAUGUGAAAAUGCAUUGAUGACUUAAAACAUGUAUUUGAGUGUUCAAGUCCUUUAGAAAGCUGACAUACAGGUAGCCAUGCCCAGAGUCAUUGUAAGAGUUUUUCAGAAGCUGAUAUUUUUUUAUAAUUAUCAUUUUUAUGUGUUGGUCUUAUGGUCUGUGAUGUGUUUUCACCUGGUUAAAUAAAGGUUUAAUUAA
Messenger RNA from Myripristis murdjan (pinecone soldierfish), 1802 nucleotides. RefSeq names its product nitric oxide synthase interacting protein (gene nosip). Gene Ontology annotation, cellular component: nucleus. The record is from RefSeq and is a predicted model, not a curated record. Gene Ontology annotation, molecular function: ubiquitin protein ligase activity. The coding region runs from base 100 to 1023 and encodes 307 amino acids. The transcript is spliced from 9 exons. NCBI's taxonomy places the organism in Eukaryota, Metazoa, Chordata, Actinopteri, Holocentriformes, Holocentridae.